AUGGCGCAGACUCAACCACAGCAGUUUGCCUCGCAGCAAUCUUUCUCUCCUCCCGUCUCCUCCCCGUCGCCCAGUGCAGCACCGUCUCCAGUGAACGGUGGCAUUCCUCCUCAAAAACGACAACAAUUCUCGCCUCUCCCGCAGUCGCAAACACAAUCACCUUAUGCUUCUCCGAGUUUUGGAACUCUGCAGCUGCCGCAGACUCAGUCGCCAACGAUGAACGGGACAAAUAUGAACGGCAUGGCUCCAACGACGCCAGCGCCUCCUCCCCCUCCAGGCGCAAUGGGACCGCCCUCUCGCCCCGUGGAAAAGGCUACAGAUGCUGCUGAGUUGACGGAUGUUCUGGCAUCCUCGGGUAUUGAUGUUAGGGAGGAGGAAGCUUUUCUUACCAGCAGUUACUCAGGGCCUGGUGUGCAGGCGCAACAGCCCCCUCGGCCUCAGCAGCCACCGCCGCCACAGCAACAGCAUCAUCUUCAACAACAGCAACCUCCACCAGCAAACCUCUCUUUUACGUCGCAGCCUUCUACUACUGGAACAAUCUCCUCUGCCCCCAGCUUCAACGAGCCGUCGCAGUUGAAACCUCCAACUACUCAAGACUCAUUCUAUACUGAGCCGGCGUCGUCCCAGCCUCCUGCACCGUUCAAAGACCCGAACGAACCUACCCGCGAGGAUACAGAAGCAGCUAGGCGCGCGCAAUAUCAUUUGCAGGAACCAUUUCUUUUGACAAAGGUGCUGGAACAGAAGUUGCAAAGGCGUGGUUUUGAGCUUGGUGUUCGCAUACCUGCCGAAGGGCUAUUCCAUCCCGUUCCAGGCCGUCCUCAGCCGAUCGAAGUUACCGGUCCUGAUGGUUCAUCUGUGGUACGAACGGGACAAACUAUUUUGAAUCAAGAAGGAGCUCCGUUGGUGGAUAUCCUUAAUUUAAUGUCGAUUUCCUGCGAGGAACGCCUGAGAAACGUCAUUGACUAUUCUUCUACACUUGCCAGGAGCCGGCGUGCACACUCGCAUGGGGCAGUGCCAGUUGAAUGGAAGGACGUGGCAUCAUCUGCUGCUCCAACUAACGGACAUGCAGAGACCCCUAAGGCAACCCCAAUCAAGCGAUCCCACUCGGAAACCGAACAACAAUCUAAGAGAACACUUCCUCAGAAAUACCGCAUGCUCAUGGACAGAGAUAACUCCUAUGAAGAGAUUCGUGCCGCAAAACGUGCUAAGCGUAGCGCAAAUGCCAUUCUAGGAGAAAGCGCAGGAAGCAGAUCCGACUCUGUAGAUAUGCCAGGCUCUGGGGCAUCCACGCCAAUUGGCGAGAAGACUCCGAGCUUCGAUAAGAAAGGAGUUACCAAGAAGGAAGCCAGGAAGAUGCAUGAUGCAAAAGCAAGCGAAGCCCAGCAACACCAGCAAUCCGUCGAGACUGCACGAAUGGCCACCAAUAGCAUGCUUUCUGGGCGCAUGUUUGGUACCAAGAAAUCAUACUCAUGGCUUAACAGAGGCCCAGCCACUGGCAGUGGCUUUUCAACACCAUCACGGGUGAAUACGGCAACUCCAGCUGCAACUCCAGAUAAACCUGGAAAAUCCGGAGAACCAGCGGCUGCGCCCACCAGACGUCUUGGUGCCUGGCGCGAAGACAAAGAAAAAGGGUCUGGGAUACAGGUCCGAGACAUUUUGUUCAUGCUCGAGCUCGAUGGCAGAGGCUCGAGGCAUAUACAAAAGGCAUACUCGAAAGAUGUGAAAGAAGACCGACUGGACUGA
Messenger RNA from Aspergillus wentii DTO 134E9, 1743 nucleotides. RefSeq lists its product as uncharacterized. The coding region runs from base 1 to 1743 and encodes 580 amino acids. The record is from RefSeq and is a predicted model, not a curated record. Lineage: Eukaryota; Fungi; Ascomycota; Eurotiomycetes; Eurotiales; Aspergillaceae. The transcript has 2 exons. Gene Ontology annotation, biological process: DNA-templated transcription initiation. Gene Ontology annotation, cellular component: transcription factor TFIID complex.